AUGUUGACCGUUGAGACGCAGUGGGUCAAUGUCCAACAGAAAACCUUCACCAAAUGGCUGAAUGACAAGAUCAAAGUCCGCAACCUCUACAUUGAAGAUCUCGUCACCGAUCUCUCCAACGGAGUCAUCCUCAUCCAUCUCCUGGAAAUCCUCGGCCGCGAAACCCUCGGACGGUACGCCAAAGACCCCCGACUGCGCGUGCAGAAAUUCGAGAAUGUCAACAAAUCGCUCGACUUCAUCCGAGACCGCAAGAUCCAGACCAUCAACAUCGGAGCGGAGGACAUCGUGGACGGGAACCGCAAGAUCAUCCUCGGGUUAAUAUGGACGCUCAUCUCGCGCUUCACCAUCACCGACAUCAACGAGGAGGGCAUGACCGCCAAGGAGGGACUGCUGUUGUGGUGUCAGCGAAAGACCGCCCUGUACCCGGGCGUCGAGGUGCGCGACUUCUCCACGAGCUGGAACGACGGCCUGGCCUUCUGCGCGCUCCUCGACAACCAUCGCCCGGACCUGAUCGACUUUGACGCCCUCGACAAGAAGGAUCACCGCGGGAACAUGAAACUGGCUUUUGAUCUCGCGAGCAACGAAAUCGGUAUCCCGGAUUUGCUCGACGUCGACGAUGUCUGUGAUGUGGCGCGCCCCGACGAACGAUCGCUCAUGACCUACAUCGCCUACUGGUUCCAUGCAUUUUCGCAGCUGGAGAGAGUCGAGAAUGCUGGUCGCCGCGUGGAAAAAUUCAUUAACAAUAUGCAUGGCGCGUGGGAGAUGCAGAACUCGUACGAGCGUCGCAUGAAGGAGCUCCUGCGCCUCAUCCGCGAGCAGCGCGAGCAAUGGAAGAAUUCUUCGUUCGAGGGCACGUACAAGGAUGCUAAGGAACAGGCGUUCCAGUUUUCCCAGUACAAACGCAACCAGAAACGCCAGUGGGUGGCUGAGAAAUCCGAUCUAGCCGCCCUUCUCGGAAACAUCAAGACCAAGCUUAGUACCUACCGGCUUCGUCCGUACGAUCCGCCGGCGGAACUACGAUUGGAGGUGUGCGAUCAGGAAUGGGAAUUUCUCACGCGCGACGAGCACGAGCGCAGUCAGCUUAUCAACGAGACCAUUCGGGAUAUCAAGAAUGCCCUCCGUCGGUCAUUCGCCGACAAAGCGAAUGAUUUUGCCCUCACACUCAAGACCCUCUCCCUCGCGAUAUCUGGACUCGACGGCGAGGUUGAGGAUCAACUCGCGCAUGUGAAGAGGCUGAACGAUAACCUUCCUCCGCUGGACGCAUUUUUGGACACCAUCGCGGCCAUUGACGAACAGUGUGUUGAGGCGAACAUCGAAGAGAACGACUACACGACCUACACGCUCGACGAGCUUUCAUAUGAACUUUCUUUGGUCAAGUCUAGCAUCUCGAAGAAGCUGGCCUUCUUGGAAAACCAACUGGUGGCCCGAAACAUGACAAACCUGACCCCGAUCCAACUGGAAGAGUUCGAGUCCGUCUUCCGGCAUUUUGACCGCGACGCAUCCAACACGCUUCAAGAGCUGGAGUUCUCUGCGGCCCUCGCGAGUCUGGGUCUGGUGUACGACGAGGAUGAGAUGCAUCAGGUAUACAUUGAGACGUGCGGUCCACAACGACUGGCGCAAAAUGCGGGUGUCAGUUUUGAACAGUUCAUCCAGUUCAUGGUCAGCGUCACCGAAGACCAGAACACCGCCGAACAAGUCCUGCAGAGUUUCCAUGAGGUUGCGGAUGGAAAGCCGUAUGUCACGGAAAUGGACCUCCGACUGUCCCUUAUACCGGAGGAACUUAUCGAGCACCUUACGCAGACGAUGCCCAAGCACCAAGGACCGGUCAAGUCGCAGGAUCGGGAUGUCCCGCAGUACGACUACAUCAGUUUUAUGGGCAAGAUGAUGGCGGACGAGGAUUCAGACGAUGCAUCUACUAAUGGACAGGGACAGUAA
Messenger RNA from Aspergillus terreus NIH2624, 1935 nucleotides. Its product is annotated as alpha-actinin, sarcomeric (f-actin cross linking protein). Gene Ontology annotation, cellular component: cell projection; cell junction; Z disc. Gene Ontology annotation, biological process: actin cytoskeleton organization; muscle cell development. The record is from RefSeq and is a predicted model, not a curated record. Bases 1 to 1935 code for a protein of 644 amino acids. NCBI's taxonomy places the organism in Eukaryota, Fungi, Ascomycota, Eurotiomycetes, Eurotiales, Aspergillaceae. The transcript is spliced from 4 exons. Gene Ontology annotation, molecular function: actin filament binding; calcium ion binding.